AUGGCUACCAUAACUUGUUUUUCUCUCUGCUUUUCUUACAUCACCAUCCUUAACCUCGUGUAUACGUGGGCUCAAUCUGAUAACUAUAUCAUCCACAUGGACUCAUCAGCCAUGCCCAAAGCAUUUUCCACCCAACACGCUUGGUAUUUGUCCACUCUUUCCUCUGCAUUAGAUAGUGCUCAAGUUACCGCCAAUGAUAAUAAUCUUAACACUGCUUCUUCUAAACUCAUAUACACCUACACCAACGCCAUGAAUGGUUUUAGUGCAAAUUUGUCACCAAAGGAAUUUGAAGCUCUCAAAACCUCCCCGGGUUAUAUUUCUUCCAUACCGGAUCUGCCAGCCAAGCUUGACACAACACACUCACCACAGUUCCUUGGCCUCAAUCCCACCACAGGGGCUUGGCCUGCUGCGAAAUUUGGUGAAGAUGUCAUUGUGGGUUUGGUGGACACAGGAGUUUGGCCUGAGAGUGAAAGCUUCAACGAUGAAGGGAUGCCUAAUAAACCUCCUUCACGAUGGCAUGGCAAUUGUGAAAGUAGUAUCAAAUGCAACAAGAAGCUCAUUGGAGCUCGGUUCUUUAACAAAGGGUUGCUUGCUAAUGGUGUGGAAGCCAAAUUGGGCUCAAUUGUGAACUCAACUAGGGACACAGAUGGUCAUGGGACUCACACAUCUUCCACUGCAGUUGGGAGACAAGUUGACAAUGCAUCAUUCUUUGGAUAUGCCAAUGGAUCAGCGAAUGGAGUAGCAUCAAGGGCCAGGUUAGCCAUGUACAAGGUCGUAUGGGAUGAUAUGAUUUCCACAUCUGAUGUAAUAGCUGCAAUUGAUACUGCAAUAUCAGAUGGGGUUGAUAUUCUUUCCUUAUCACUUGGCUUUGAUCAUGUACCCUUGUUCGAUGACCCUGUUGCUAUAGCAACAUUUGCAGCCAUGGAUAGAGGUAUCUUUGUGUCCACAUCAGCCGGGAAUAAUGGGCCUGGUGGUGGAAGUCUACACAAUGGAAUACCAUGGGUCAUAAACGUGGCUGCUGGCAGUUUGGAUCGAGAAUUUCACGGGGCUCUUACUCUUGGCAAUGGUGUCAACAUAUCUGGCUUGUCACUCUAUCUAGGAAACUUCUCAGCACACCAAUUUCCUAUUGUUUUUAUUCGUUCGUGUGACAAUUUAACGGAACUGGCCAAUGCACGUAGCAAGAUUGUGGUGUGUGAGGAUUUGGGUGGAAGCCUCUUCGAUCUAGUGUCUACUAUAGAAACUGCAAAUGUUUCGGCAACAGUGUUCAUUUCAAGUGCCACCGAUAUUUCAUUUUUUUAUUCGCAAAAUGUUGCAGCCAUCAUCAUAAACCCGAGAAAUGGAGAAAUUCUCAAAGCCUACAUCAAGAGUAACUCUGAUGCAAAAGCAGAUAUGUCUUUUAAGAUAACAGCUUUAGGUAUUAAACCAGCACCAAGUGUGGAUUUUUACAGUUCUAGAGGACCAUCAAGUAGCUGUCCAUUUGUGUUGAAACCGGACAUCACUGCUCCUGGUACAUCAAUCUUAGCUGCAUGGCCUCAAAAUCUUCCAGUGUCAUUGUCUGGAUCACAAACCCUUCACAAUAACUUCAAUUUUUUGACUGGAACAUCCAUGGCAUGCCCUCAUGUGGCAGGUGUGGCAGCAUUGUUAAGAGGAGCACAUCCUGAUUGGAGCCCUGCGGCUAUUAGGUCAGCCAUUAUGACAACAUCGGAUAUAUUCGACAAUACUAAGGAACUCAUCAAAGACAUUGGUCAUGGAAACAAACCAGCUUCUCCUCUAGCCAUGGGCGCCGGUCAUAUCAACCCCAACAAAGCCCUAGACCCUGGACUUGUUUACGAUGUGGGAGUUCAAGAUUAUGUCAAUCUUCUCUGCGCAAUGAACUUCACUCAACAGAACAUCACAACCAUCACUAGAUCCUCUUCCAACAAUUGUUCCAAGCCUUCUUUGGAUCUUAACUACCCUUCUUUCAUGGCUUUCUUCAGUGACAAUGGUUCUUCAAACGAGUCAAUGGUAAAUUGGGAAUUUCUGAGAACAAUGACCAAUGUUGGGGAGGGACAAACAAUCUAUUCUGCUAGCGUUACACCAAUCAAAGGGUUUAAUGUCAGAGUCAUCCCAAGCAAGUUGGUGUUCAAAGAGAAGAACGAGAAGCAAAGUUACACGUUAAGAAUUCAAGGUCCAAAAAUGGAGGGUUAUGGGUACAUCACUUGGACUGACGUGAAACAUGUGGUGAGGAGUCCUAUUGUUGUCACCAGUCUACCAUCCUUGCAAUCAAUUUCCGUGUAG
Molecule: messenger RNA, 2277 nt
Organism: Sphenostylis stenocarpa
Lineage: Eukaryota; Viridiplantae; Streptophyta; Magnoliopsida; Fabales; Fabaceae
Source: the annotation of a GenBank genome assembly